GUUGGGGUCACCCGUCUCCCCUACCAAACAACACCAGAAAUGUGAGGUAGGGCGACCCUAUUUAUUACCUUACUAGUCACGAUGAUACCGCUCAAUUCCUUCCGAGACCCUGAGACUUAAAUCAAGAGGAAGAAAACAGAUGUAACAAUGCUCUAUAACGCCCUCAUCCGCACCCACCACAUUACCUCCCGCAAGAAGGUUGCUGCGCUGAAACAAGCUGCAUCCGCCCACAAUUGCUUUGCACUCCUUCGCUCUGGUGGGAUUCCUGGAAUCAUGUAUGUGGAAUCGAAAGAGAAGGAGGCUGUUGAGGCAUGGGUGAGCGUGGUGCGGAAUCUGAGAUAUAAGGAUUUCCAGCUAGUGGCUAGGCCUGAACUUCUUGAGAAAGAUUGUCAGAAUCGGAAUGAGAAUGAGAAACAGCGGGAUAGCAAGACAAGUAAUGGACGACCAGAGCAUGGGGAGAGAGAUUCUGUCGCUGGUCUGGAAGAGGUCGAGACAGUCAAGGAGUUCGGAAGUCUAAUGGAAGAUCGUGGUGUCUGGAGAUGGUGGAGGAAGGGAAUGGGAUAUGUGAAUUGAUUGGCGAGUUACGCUGCGCUAUUUGGGGCUAGAACUUAUUAAUAAUCUACAGCACAUAUCCUGCAGAGCUCUUGCGAGUGGUGUGGCCUGUCUUGAAACAGUUUACUUCUUAUCAUAUAACCGUGGGGAUGUCCGAAGAGCGAUCGCAACACAG
Aspergillus caelatus is the source of this 727-nucleotide messenger RNA. RefSeq lists its product as uncharacterized. The coding region runs from base 148 to 573 and encodes 141 amino acids. The record is from RefSeq and is a predicted model, not a curated record. NCBI's taxonomy places the organism in Eukaryota, Fungi, Ascomycota, Eurotiomycetes, Eurotiales, Aspergillaceae. The transcript has a single exon.